GAAAAACUACUUUAUAUUAUUGUAACAAAAUAUCACCUCUUUUUAGUUGUUUUUUAGCAAGAAUGUCACGGAUAAUAGGCUCUCCCCUCUCUCUCUUCUAAUUUGUUUCUUUGCAUAUUAAUAUCACACACAAUAUACAGUAAAGAGUAGAGUGACGUUUGUUUGGACAUGCCUUUGUUGCUUGGUCCCUUUAUCUUUCUCUAAAAUUUCCAUCUCUUACAUGAACAUACGAAAAAACCAAACCCACCACUAGUUUGUUGGUGGUGCUUCACCAAUUGACUUGACAGAUAUAAAAGAAGAGAAAGUCUUUACUUAUAGAUCUGACAAUCAGAAAACCAACAAAAGUUUCUUUGCUUCUUUGCUCUUUGUCUUCUUCCUCUUCUCAGCAUAAAUCCACAUCUUCCCUCUCUUUUACCACAAUCUCUUUUUCUCUUUUCCUUUUGGGCAAAAAUCAAGAAACAGAGAGAGAGAGAGAAAGAGAGAGAGAGAGAGAGAGAGAGAGAGAGAGAGAGAGAGAGAGAGAGAAUCUUGUUAUCUAGGUGGGUUCUUGUUUUUGGGUGUUACCUUACUUUCUUUCUCUGUUUUUUAGCUAUGGAAUCUUGCUCUGUUCUUGAAGUAGACAUCAACGGAGAAGAAACUAUCUUUCUCAAUAAGCAAAUCAUAUGCAAGUAUUCUGGAACAUUGAAGAAACUGCUUGGGAAGUCUACUUGUUCUUCCAGUGGUAACCUCAAGGUGAUCUUUAAUGACUUCCCUGGUGGAGCUGAGAGUUUCGAGCUUUUGUCAAGGUUCUGCUACAACAACUGUGAAUGGACUGUGAUGCCUUCAAACCUAGUCUUCUUGCAUUGUGCUGCUAAGUUCAUGGAAGUCACUAAAGUCUUGGCACAAACUGAGAAGUGUAUGGAGGAGAUUCGGUACUGGGCAUGGCCAGAGGUUCUUCUUAGUUUGAAACAGUGCCAAGAACUUGAAACAUCCUCCGAGGCUGAGUCUUUAGCCGUUAAGUUGAUGGAUGCGCUGGUGGAGAAACUGUGUUUAGCCAUUGAAGCGAGUCCCUCUAGCGCUGCUUGCUCGCCUUCACCGGAUAGCAGCUUGUUUCGGUUCUCUUGUGACAGUAAAAGCACAGAGAGUUUCAAGAACAGCUCUUCGAGGAUAACAUGGUGGUUCGAUGAGGUUCUUGUUCUGAGUCCUGGCUUGGUUAAAACGUUCUUGAAGCUGGUGGUGUUGAGGAAGUUCGAUAACGUUACCAUCGCUAGGUUCUUGUUCUAUUACCAGAAGGUCAAGUUCUGUUCAGCGUCAUCAAAUGAGAAAAGAGAGAUUCUUGAAACGACCGUUGAUACUCUCUACGUGUUGGACCGAAGCUGUGUUCCUUACAAGAGUCUUUUCGGUGUUUUGAGGCUUGCUCUUGGGUUACACAUAGACAAAAGUGUUAUGAACAAGCUUGAGGUUAUGAUUGGUCAGCAACUGGAACAAGCAACACUCGACAACCUCCUUGUUCCAUCUCCAUCGAAGUCUAGUCACUUGUACUAUGUGAAUCUUGUUCUUAGAUUCGCAAAAGCUUUCCUUGACGGAGGGAAAAGAGGAUCAUCACAGAUGAAGAAAGUGGCGACGUUGAUUGAUCAGUACGUAGCUGAAGUGGCACCUGAUCCUUGCUUGAAACCUUCAAAGUUUCUGUCUCUCCUCACACUCGUUCCUGACUCAGCAAGAGAGUCUCAUGAAGAUAUCUACCGUGCUAUUGACAUGUACCUUGAGGCACAUGCAGGAUUAACCAAUGGUGAAAGACUCAACUUGAUAAGAGCUUUGAGUUACGAGAAGCUUUCAGUGCAGUCAAGAGCACAUAUGUCGUGUAACACAAAGUUUCAGGAGAUUGAGACAUUAGAUGAUGAGCAGCAACAAGAGCGGAAGCAGCUCGUACUGCGAGUGGAGAAGGUUGAGACUUCAGGAGAGAAUGAGAAGUUGAAAGAGCAUAUAGAAGGGAUACAGUGGAGGGUAAUGGAGUUGGAGAGAGCGUGUUUGAAGAUGCAGACUCAGAUGGAAGUUAUCAAGAAGAGAACCAAGAGCACUAGCAGAGGAAGCAACAGAUCGCUUCCUAAGCUCUGUUCUUGAUUGGUGUUGAGAACUGAAGCUGUAGCGUUUAGCUUUACUACAAUAAUAUUUGUAUAUAUAGAGUGAUAAAAGAGGGAUCAUAAGAAGUCGGAUUGUAAUCACAAUAUGUUUCUUAUUUUUUCAAAGUACUUUACUGUAUUUUCUCUAUUUUAUUUUUGCUUGCGGUCAAAAAGUUGUAAGAAAAAGUUAAUAUAAGAUCAUUUUAAUGAA
Messenger RNA from Brassica napus (rape), 2310 nucleotides. Its product is annotated as BTB/POZ domain-containing protein At3g22104. The transcript has 3 exons. The record is from RefSeq and is a predicted model, not a curated record. The coding region runs from base 592 to 2100 and encodes 502 amino acids. NCBI's taxonomy places the organism in Eukaryota, Viridiplantae, Streptophyta, Magnoliopsida, Brassicales, Brassicaceae.